UAUUGCGAUGUCGCCGUACUACAAGGAUGAAAAGGAGCUACACAUGCCAUGUAUCAAGGAAGAUUAUCACUACGGCAGUGUACUGCCGCAAGACUUUACGCCAAGACCUCCUAUCGGAGGACAGCGCAAGACUUCACGCCGAGACUUCCUAUCGGAGGAAAACGCAAGGCAGCCAUUAUACGCUCACCGGGUAGAGAACAGCUGGUGGCCGAGCGACCAGAACGAAGGGAGUCACGCGAUAAGGGAGCGUGAUAACAACGGCGCGGUGGCGGGUGAAUUGGUUUCUCGAAUCGCGGGCUGCCUGAAUAUGGCGGGUUACCUGAAAGCGGCGGGCGCAACCUGCGCCUCGACCGGAAACCCUCAUCAAUACCAUCCACACGGUCAUCCGAUGGGAGUCGGCACCCAUCCGCAUCCUCACUCGCAUCCGCAUCCCGGUGCGCAUCCCGGUUUGCCGUCGCACUUCGCCCUCACCCCGCACGCUCAUACGCAUCAUGCGCUCGAGCAUGGAUUGGCAGCCGCAUUCCCACAAGGAAUGAAUCAACGCAAGCAACGUCGCGAGAGGACGACCUUCACCAGAGCUCAGCUGGAUGUGUUGGAGGGACUAUUCUCGAAAACGAGAUAUCCGGACAUCUUUAUGCGAGAGGAGGUUGCCCUUAAGAUCAACCUGCCAGAGUCGCGAGUCCAGGUUUGGUUCAAGAAUCGCCGAGCCAAGUGCAGACAGCAAUUACAACAACAUCAACAACAGCAACAGCAGCAGCAACAGCAACAGCAGACCCCUCCGUCGAAGGGUUCGCCCAGAUCAAAUCAGAAUCACAGCAACAGCAGCACCGGAAGCAGGAUAUCGACGAGCUCGUCGACGACGCCUAGUAGGCGAUCUUCCCCAGAUUCACCGGUGCAAGGUAGGGACGCACCAGUAGCAGGAAACUCACCUCUAUCGACCCCGCUUCUGUCAACCCAAUCGACGUAUCCUCGGAAUGUUGGAACGACGCCAACCGGUGGCAGCGGGGCCAACAGCAAUCUGACGACCCCGUCGCCGCCGCUGACACCGAGCUCCAACCAACUGCAGCCAUCGUCCUAUCCAAGUGCGAUGAAUCAAAUUCAUCAUGGCGAGACUUACAGCUUCGGCUGGAGCUCGGCGGGGUCCGCUUCUGUAAAUCACAGCCAAUACGCCGGUCAAGGUUACAACGCUUACGCUCAAACCUCGAGCGUAUACGGUGGCGACUAUUAUCAGGCUCAGAUCCCCCACAUGCACCAUAGCCCGCAGACUAACUACCAUCAUCCGCAAUAUCAUCCUAACAUGACGCUCACCCCGUCCAUGUCACAUCUGACUAGUCAUCACCUGAAUCCAGUGACUAGUCAGACGCAAGCUACUAGCAACGAUAUAGCGGCUGGAGUAUAG
Molecule: messenger RNA, 1399 nt
Organism: Trachymyrmex cornetzi
Lineage: Eukaryota; Metazoa; Arthropoda; Insecta; Hymenoptera; Formicidae
Product: orthodenticle 1
Exons: 4
Coding region: 8-1399 (463 amino acids)
Biological process (GO): regulation of transcription by RNA polymerase II
Cellular component (GO): nucleus
Molecular function (GO): RNA polymerase II cis-regulatory region sequence-specific DNA binding; DNA-binding transcription factor activity, RNA polymerase II-specific
Source: RefSeq, a predicted model, not a curated record